Molecule: messenger RNA, 2934 nt
Organism: Girardinichthys multiradiatus
Lineage: Eukaryota; Metazoa; Chordata; Actinopteri; Cyprinodontiformes; Goodeidae
Product: collectin-12-like
Exons: 10
Coding region: 276-2477 (733 amino acids)
Molecular function (GO): pattern recognition receptor activity; low-density lipoprotein particle binding
Source: RefSeq, a predicted model, not a curated record
CCGCUCCACGCAGCGGUGAAGGAUAAGAUUCUUGGAUCAUCAUUGCGGCGUCCAGAGCUCCUCUGAACCACAGCGAGCAGAAGAACAAAGACGAUGGGAUUUUAAAUGCAGAACCGAACAUGAGCCCAGACAUAUAGCUUCUCAGAGUGUAAGCUAAAGAGGAAGGUGUUGCUCUCAGUGAAAAGUUAAAGUACUCUGCUCUGGAUGCGGAGAUGCGCAGAAAGUGAUCGGGAUCCUCAUCGCUUCUACAAACCUCUACUAGUAAUUAAAACGCCAUGAAAGACGACUUUGGAGACGAGGAGGAAGUGCAGUCUUUUGGAUACAAGAGGUUCGGGAUCCAGGAGGGCACCCAAUGCACAAAGUGUAAGAAUGAAUGGGCGCUGAAGACCUCCAUAGCUCUGCUCUAUGUGUUGUGCACCCUCCUUACCAUUGCUGUUGCUGCUCUUGGAUAUAAAGUGGUGCAAAGAGUCGACAGUGUGUCUGAAGGUAUUGCAAACUAUGGCGGAAAAAUAAUUGCUGUCGAGACAGAUCUAAAAAAGCUUGAUGAUCAAACAGAAGAGAAGUCAGAGAACACCACCACAGAGAUUCAGGCUUUCAAGAGCAACAUCCGGGCCCUGCAGAGGCAGUUAUCUGCAGUGCAGGAACACGUCCACAGCGAUCAAGUCAAGCUGAAUCAGCUGCAGAGCAUAGGCUCAGAGAUUCAGAGCAGCCAGGGUACCAUUCAGGGACUGCUCAACAGCAAUACGGCCACUCUGCGUUCUGUAAACGGCACUCUGCAGUCUUACAGCAGCAUCAUUGAGAGUCUGCAGGAGGACACGGGCAGACUGCAGAGGGAGCUCCAGCAGCAAGUGAAACUGCAAAACCAGGCACUGCUCAGCAUCAGCAAUCUGAACCUCACUCAAGCCCAGCAGAGAGGUCUAAUUGCAGUUCUGCAGCAAUCGGUUGAUGAAACCAGCCAAGCAAUACACAAAAUGCGCAAUGACUAUCAAAACCUGGAGCAGAAUGCCCGGCAGACACGCUCCGAUGCAGAGUGGCUUCGUGGAAAAGUGGAAAACCUGCAAGUCAUAGCCAGCAAUGCCACAGGUCUGGCUAAAGCCAACAAUGACAGCCUGGAAGAUGUGGGGGCACAACUUGCUUUCAUGACCAGCCAGCUGCAGAACACCAGUAGCCUGGCUGAGGCUCAUGACCAGACGCUAAGGGAGAUCAUGGACCAGCAGAGGGACUUCUGCAACCUCACAUCCACAAAGUUUGACCGGGUGGAAAUACAGGUGGACGAGUUGGAGGAAACUAUGGACCGCGUGACGGGCAACAUGAGCUUCACCACGCAGCUUCUGGGAGCCAUAAACUUGAACCUGAAUGACCUACGCAGCUGUUCCGAGACCAUUGCCCGUCACUCAGAUGUCCUGCAGAACCUUAACGACAGCGUGACAGAUGUGAGGACAGAUUCAGCCAGCCUGAGGUUACAGCAAGAGGAGCUGGCAGCUCGUUUGGACAAGGAGGUCACCAGCCUUUCUAUUAUCAUGGAGGAGAUGAAGCUGGUGGACACCAAGCACUCACAGCUGAUAACAAACUUCACUAUUUUAAAAGGCCCACCUGGUCCGAGAGGACAAAGAGGGGACAGAGGACCUCAAGGAUCACCUGGUCAGACUGGAUCAAAGGGAGAAAAGGGAGAAAAGGGACCUCCAGGAAUGAGAGGAUCGAGAGGAGAGCAGGGUCCACCAGGAUCACCAGGUCUUCCAGGGUUCAAGGGCCUCUCAGGUGUACCUGGAAGUCCUGGACCUAAAGGCUCUAGAGGGUCAGGAGGCAGAGCUGGACCUCCAGGAGCUAAAGGAGAGCCAGGGUCUGCCGGUCUACCUGGAAGAGACGGCCAAACUGGUGUGCCAGGACUGCAAGGCCCACCCGGUAUCAGCGGACCAAUGGGACCAGCUGGGGAACAAGGUCCAAGAGGACUACCUGGACCAGUGGGACCCCCGGGGCCUGUGGGUCCACCGGGGCUACCAGGAAUUCCGAUUCAUAGUCCAGUAGUGCCUUUUCCACAGGAUGAGGCAGAUCCUACAGCACUGUCAGCCCCAGGUUGCCCACUUGGUUGGAUAAACUACAAAAACAAGUGCUACUUUUUUUCCAAAGACAUGCACAGUUUUGAUGAUUCCAAAGCAAACUGUGAAUCAAAAUCUGCAAUGUUACUGAUCAUCAGUGACGAAGAGGAACAGCAAUGGCUUGAGAGGCAAAUAGUUGGAAAAGGCUACUUCUGGAUUGGCCUGACAGACAGCGAAGAGGAGAAUGUGUGGCGCUGGGUGGAUGGGACUGCUCCUGCUUUCAUAAAGUGGAAGCCCGGACAGCCUGACAACUGGGGCCACAGUCAUGAGUUAGGGGAGGACUGUGCAGGUCUCAUCCACAAAGGGUUGUGGAAUAAUUUCUCCUGUAAAGUUCUCAUUAGCUAUAUCUGUGAGAAGGAACUAGAGAUGACAAGAUCAUAGCAGCGUGUUAAAUAAAGGAGCACAGUGAGCAGCUCUGCUUCGUCCGCACUGGUUGACUGACUGGGCUCGUGGACCGUCUGGACGGAGAGGAAAAAGAGACACUUUUGAAGGGGUUUCCAGGGGCUUCAGCAGCAAACAGCUUCCUCCAAGUUCCUUCAGUUUCCUCCAAGGUGAAGCCAGUGCAUCAUUACCAGCAAGUGCAGAAGGACAACCGAAUGGAGGAGAAACUGUCAAAUAUCAGGCAUUUUUAUAUAUAAAACAUGGUAUUUACCUGUACCUUUACAACUAAACACCUGAAUGUUUGCUUCAUUAGCCACAUUUUAUAGGGGAGUAUAAGGGCUAUAAAGGUCAAAAGGACUGUAACUUUGUAUAUUUCAGAGAUUAAAAUGUGUAAAAGGAUGCAUAAAAAAGCACACAGCAGACAUGCUAUCUUCAAUGAAACAUAUACCUAACCUCA